ACAGGAACUACACGUCCCACAAUGCCCGGCGGCGGCGCUUCCUGUCGGCGCAUGCGCACUCCCCUGGGUUCCUCGGCGGCAGCUCCUUUUGUUUGGAGGCGCCACAUCCAUUCGAUUCCGGCUCGGGGGGCGCAGGCGAUUCCACUGGUUCCAUCUCCCGGGGGAGCCGAGUCCGCGGAGACAUUUGAGCAGGAAGUGAAGCCCGAGGCACCGGGAGGAGGAGGCGAGUCACAACAGGGCCCCAGAGCUUACAAUCACAUUAACACGAGACUCCGUUUAAGGGUAGGACUACACCAACGUUUUUGGCGUGAUGCAACAAAGCGGCAGCAUUUAAUUGCAUGUGACGGAACUAAGCUCAGCGAAGCAGAUAAACUGGCGACCUCCAUGGGAAAGAAGCAGAACAAGAAAAAGAUGGAAGAGGUUGCGGACGAGGAGGAGGAGGAGUAUGUGGUGGAGAAGGUCUUGGACCGACGGGUGGUGAAAGGGAAAGUGGAGUAUCUGCUCAAAUGGAAAGGCUUCUCUAACGAGGACAACACCUGGGAGCCAGAGGAGAACUUGGACUGUCCCGAUCUCAUCGCCGAGUUCCUGCAGUCGCAAAAAUCCGCGUACGAGUCGGACAAGUCAGAGGGCGGGAAACGCAAGGCGGAUUCGGACACGGAGGUCGGGGAGGAGAACAAACCCAAGAAAAAGAAGGACGAAGCAGAGAAGCCCCGUGGUUUUGCCCGUGGACUGGAACCAGAGAGGAUCAUUGGUGCCACAGACUCCAGCGGGGAGCUGAUGUUCCUUAUGAAAUGGAAAACCUCGGAUGAAGCCGACCUUGUCCCGGCCAAGGAAGCCAACGUAAAGUGCCCCCAGGUGGUGAUUUCGUUCUAUGAGGAGAGGCUGACGUGGCAUUCUUACCCUUCAGAGGAGGACGACAAGAAAGAUGAGAAAAAUUAAAGUGCCCCCUCCCUUCACCAACCAUCGAAAGUUAGCGGGUGAGACAUAUCCGCCAGUCACUCACACCUGAGUGAGGAAGGGGGAGGAGCCAUGCAGGAUUCAGUCUGUCCUGGUAUCCCGGGGACGGACGCACAGACAGGAGGAACUCUGCAUCCUACAAGCUCCUCCUCUUCCUCCUUCCCAAUAGUGUUACAGACUCUGUAUUGUUACUGAGUAGCAUGUCCUGUAGUGACUGAUGAUGAGACGGAAGAGACCACUGCGGGGCGGAGGGGGGCUUUCAAAUCACUUGGGACCCUGCAACGAGGCAAAGUCUAACCAAUAGCUGCAGAUCCUGAACUCGCCCUUUGGCCCCUGUACAAGAACGGUUUUUGGGAAUCUCGUUGCUGAUUGGGGGGGUCUCCCGGGAGGCAGGAAUCUAAUGCAGGUGCUGAUCCCAUUUUCUAACACAUCCCCCAAACCAGAAUUCCUACACGCUGAGGCCCACGAGGUCUCUGCCAUCACGCUGUGACUACAUACAGGAUCAUUGUAUAAACUGUCAGAUUUGUAGUUUUUUGUUUGUUUGUUUUUUAAAGAAAAAGCAUGUGUUUUAGGUCUGUCUCAAUGUAAAGUAAUUCUUAGUGUUUUGUCAGUCUGUCGUUGUAAUAAAACUUUUAGAUUUAUAA
Messenger RNA from Xenopus laevis (African clawed frog), 1601 nucleotides. It is a transcript of the gene cbx1.S, whose product is annotated as chromobox 1 S homeolog. NCBI's taxonomy places the organism in Eukaryota, Metazoa, Chordata, Amphibia, Anura, Pipidae. The record is from RefSeq and is a predicted model, not a curated record. Bases 22 to 939 code for a protein of 305 amino acids. Gene Ontology annotation, biological process: regulation of gene expression. Gene Ontology annotation, cellular component: heterochromatin; nucleus. The transcript has 6 exons.